AUGAAAUUUUUUGGGUUUUUUUAUAAAAAACCUGAUAAGUCAGGUACUACUAUAUCUAAUUCUAAUGAUGGUCCCGUUAUUGAUGGUAUAAUUAAUGAACAAAAAUCAUUUGGUAUUAAAAGUUAUCUUCAUAAUUUUUAUCAAACUCCAACUGAUGAGGAACGUCCAGGUACAUGGUUACUUUUACCACCACCUCCAGCACAAAGACGAGGAAUGUUAUUUUGUAGAAUUUUAACUGUUCUUGGUAUUUUAUUAUUAAUGUCAGGUGCAAUUGGUAUUGUUGUUGGUUAUACCUGGCCACAUGAACCAAUUGAAGAAAGUUUAUAUAAGAUUGCUAUUGAUAUUGAUGAAGAUGGAAAUUAUUAUUUACCACCAGGUUCAUUGGCAUACCUUAUGAAAGAUCCUAUGAAACAAUGGAAAGUUAUUGGUUUUAUUUUAUUUGCUGCUGGUUCUGGACUUAUGGCAAUUGGUCUUUUAGUUCCAACUGUGGCACAAUUAUUAGGUGGUACAAGAUUAGCAGCUUUUGCUAGUGAAGAUGGUACACCUAAUGAACCACCAAUUAGAGUUUACUCUUCAAAUACCUGCCCUAAAAGUAUUAAUCCUCCAAAAAAAGCAGGCUCAAAUAAAAUAAGUCCAACUAGUGGACCAGUACCAGUAGCUGAAGAAUUAUCAAAAGUACAACCUUUAGAAAAAAAAUCAUUAGAAAAUUCAAUGACGGCAGAUGAUUUGUUAAUGUCUUCUGAUGAUACUACACCUUUUAUUAAAUAA
This is a messenger RNA of Strongyloides ratti, 768 nucleotides long. RefSeq lists its product as hypothetical. Gene Ontology annotation, cellular component: neuron projection; neuronal cell body; transport vesicle. Bases 1 to 768 code for a protein of 255 amino acids. Gene Ontology annotation, biological process: nervous system development. Lineage: Eukaryota; Metazoa; Nematoda; Chromadorea; Rhabditida; Strongyloididae. The record is from RefSeq and is a predicted model, not a curated record. The transcript has 2 exons.